AUGGCCUCCGAUACACUCCCCCCGGACUUCAAGAUCAUAUCCUCCCUACGUUAUGACCCUACGCUCCCGGCCGUCCUCGCUCAACGAGCCGCAGAUUUUUACCCCGAUCCUUUGAAAACACCCUACUACCUCCUUCCUUAUCACCAGGAACGUCUCCGCAAUGCAGCGACAUGUUUCGGCUGGGACAGUGCUGUAACCUUUCUGAAACAAGACCUGAGUCAAUUCGUCCGAUUCCUCGACUCUUUCAUUCCCGACAAUACAAAACCAUGGCGCCUGCGUAUUGUGAUUGAUAGCACUGGGACUUGCGAUGUCGAAGUCAGCCUGACAACGUCAAUGGAUCCGCUAAACCUCCUUAUUCCCUCCGAAUCGAACUCUUCUCCGUCCAAUACCUGGCGUGUCUAUGUCGACCCCGAACGAUUGGCCCCAUCCGCACUCACGACGCACAAGACCACAGCUCGCGACUUCUACAAUGCGGCACGGCUUCGAUCGGGCAUCGCUUCUCCGCUGGAGCAGGCGGAAGUGCUGCUUGUAAACCCGGCCGGCGAAAUCAUGGAGGGAAGCAUCACAACCGUAUAUUUCCGGCGAAGGAACACUACGGGUGGAGGCGACGGAGCUGGAGCGCAAUGGGUCACGCCGCCGCUUUCAUGUGGCGGCAAUGCAGGCACAACAAGACAUUAUGCUCUAGCUCAGGGGUUUUGCACUGAGCAGGUUGUAGCUGCUGCCGAUCUAGUUGAUGGCGAGGAGUGCUGGCUCAGCAAUGGCGUGAGGGGAUUCAUUCGCGGUAAAAUCGUUUGGCAAGGUGACCAAGUGGGUAACCAUAUGAUCCAGCUAGUCAAAGCAGAGGGUAUGAAGCUUAUUUGGCCAAUUAUAUCGUGCAUCAAAAACAUCACAUGCUCCAUUUCCGUAACAGAUAUACAAAACUGUCAGUGGGGGUGGGAAUCAGAUGAUCGCAGCGGGCCAUCCGCGACCCCCGCAUUACGAAUCCAGACUAGCGCGGACCGGCCAGAAGCUGACAGAAAUUCUUCCACUUUCUCUCCCUCCUUUCCGCUUCAUCCACCGCCAUUGCUCCACUGUCUUCAUCCAUCAAUCCAUCCAUCCAUCCAUCUAUCCAUCCAUCCGUCCGUCCUGUAUGCCUCAUCAGCAAUUAUGAAAUUCUUCGAAAAUGUCUUCACCUACGACUACUCCUUCCCUGCGGUGUCGCUGGCCUACUUCCUGCGCUACCCCAACCCUUAUUCGCGCCAUGUCCUGACCACCGAUGUCAUUGACCGCUAUGUCGAUCCCGAUACGCAGCGGCUGCAUACGACGCGUCUCCACCUGAAGAAAUCCAAGGUGCCGUCGGGGAUCCUCAAGCUGCUUCCGAAGGGCAUUGGCGGAUCGGACAAUUCCGGCCAGAGCUACAUCCUCGAGACGACCAUUGUCGACGCGAAGGAGGGCUGGAUGAAGACCGAGUCGCGCAAUAUGGAAUGGACUGGGAUUCUGAGUGUCAUCGAGAAGCAACACUACCAGCGGCAGCCGAUCGAGGGCGGCCUCGCGACCCUGGAAGGGCUUUCCCUCGACGAGAAGCGCAACGAGCAGACCACGGUGCGGACGACAGUCACAUUCCAGUCCCGGUUCGGACAAGGCAAGCUGCUGGGCAGGAAGAAGGCGGGGCCAGCGGGCGACCACACGGGCGAGCAUCACGAGGAGGAGGCUCCCAAGCGAGGACUGUUCAGCUCGUUGUCCACCGCGGGCAUCCAGCGCACCAUCGAGCUGAUCGGGCUGAACCGGACCCGCGAUGCCGUGCUGAAGAGCAAGCAGGGGAUGAAUGUGGUCCUGGAGCGUUUGCGCAAUGGUGGCAUCGUGGCUGUUCUUGAGGGGAUGCAUCGAGAUCGUGAGGCCAUCCUCGGACCCGAGGGGGGUCCCUGGAAGCGUGCCUGA
Molecule: messenger RNA, 1917 nt
Organism: Aspergillus heteromorphus CBS 117.55
Lineage: Eukaryota; Fungi; Ascomycota; Eurotiomycetes; Eurotiales; Aspergillaceae
Product: D-aminoacid aminotransferase-like PLP-dependent enzyme
Exons: 5
Coding region: 1-1917 (638 amino acids)
Biological process (GO): phospholipid transport
Cellular component (GO): mitochondrial intermembrane space
Molecular function (GO): phosphatidic acid transfer activity; catalytic activity
Source: RefSeq, a predicted model, not a curated record